AUGGGCUACAUUAUUGUGAUAUCCUUACCAGUGAUAUUGUUCUUCUUGAUUACUGCUAUUGCCUGUUACCUGUUUGGAAGGGCCCGAGGCAGACAGCAGAGUACUGGGCUUUCUUAUGGGCCUCCAGCUGCACCCCCGCUCGGCCCACAAGCUCCAGGCCCAUACAAAGCAUCUUCCCCCACCAAAACCCUAGCUAAAUAUAACUCUAUUCAUCCUCCCCCAAACCCUAAAUCCACCCCCAACAAUCACUCGCCGCCCAAAAUGCCGCCAAAGUUCGAUCCUUCCCAGGUGGUCGACGUGUUCGUCCGUGUCACCGGCGGCGAGGUCGGCGCGGCGUCCUCCCUCGCGCCCAAAAUCGGCCCGCUUGGCCUCUCCCCCAAGAAGAUCGGCGAGGACAUCGCCAAGGAGACCGCCAAGGACUGGAAGGGCCUCCGUGUGACCGUCAAGCUCACGGUCCAGAACCGCCAGGCGAAGGUCACCGUCGUGCCCUCCGCCGCCGCCCUGGUUAUCAAGGCGUUGAAGGAGCCCGAGCGCGACCGGAAGAAGACGAAGAACAUCAAGCACAACGGCAACAUCUCACUCGACGACGUCAUCGAGAUCGCUAAGGUCAUGCGCCCACGGUCAAUGGCGAAGGACCUGAGCGGGACGGUGAAGGAGAUCCUGGGCACCUGCGUCUCCGUCGGCUGCACCGUCGACGGGAAGGACCCGAAGGAUUUGCAGCAGGAGAUUGCCGAUGGUGACGUGGAGAUUCCUCUUGAUUGA
Striga asiatica is the source of this 762-nucleotide messenger RNA. The record is from the annotation of a GenBank genome assembly. Lineage: Eukaryota; Viridiplantae; Streptophyta; Magnoliopsida; Lamiales; Orobanchaceae.